AUGGCCAGCCCCAGUCACAGCAAAAUGAAAGCAACAGGAACUGUGCAAGGGGACUGCCCAGCUACCAGCCAGAGUCGGUGCGCAGGUUGGAUGUGGGAACUUCGAGGAAGACCAAAGGAACACAGAGGGGGUGGAGAGAAUACAAGGGGAAAUGAACAUAUAUUUCAGUAUUUUGUUCUGAUAAAGACUGGGUGGCCUCUUGAAAGUGGAGACUGUGAUGGCGAGCAGCACCGAGAAGCUCAGAAAUCCUGGAUUGAAAGAGCAUUUUAUAAAAGAGAAUGUGUUCACAUCAUACCCAGCACCAAAGACCCCCAUAGGUGUUGCUGUGGGCGCCUCAUAGGCCAACAUGUCGGACUCACUCCCAGUAUCUCUGUGCUUCAGAAUGAGAAAAAUGAGAGUCGUCUCUCCCGAAAUGACAUCCAGUCUGAGAAGUGGUCCAUCAGCAAACAUACUCAGCUCAGCCCAACAGAUGCUUUUGGAACCAUUGAGUUCCAAGGAGGCGGUCAUUCCAACAAAGCCAUGUAUGUCCGAGUAUCUUUUGAUACGAAACCUGAUCUCUUGCUACACCUGAUGACCAAGGAAUGGCAACUGGAGCUCCCCAAACUUCUCAUCUCUGUGCAUGGAGGGCUGCAGAACUUUGAACUCCAGCCCAAACUCAAGCAAGUCUUCGGGAAAGGGCUCAUCAAAGCAGCCAUGACAACCGGAGCAUGGAUCUUCACGGGAGGGGUUAACACAGGCGUCAUUCGUCAUGUUGGAGAUGCCUUGAAGGACCAUGCAUCUAAAUCUCGAGGGAAGAUAUGUACCAUAGGUAUCGCCCCCUGGGGAAUUGUGGAAAACCAGGAGGACCUGAUUGGAAGAGAUGUAGUCCGGCCAUACCAGACCAUGUCCAAUCCCAUGAGCAAGCUCACCGUUCUCAACAGCAUGCAUUCUCACUUCAUCCUGGCUGACAAUGGGACCACAGGAAAAUAUGGAGCAGAGGUGAAACUCCGCAGACAACUGGAAAAGCACAUUUCACUCCAGAAGAUAAACACAAGAAUCGGCCAAGGGGUUCCAGUGGUGGCACUCAUAGUGGAAGGAGGACCCAACGUGAUCUCCAUUGUUUUGGAGUACCUUCGUGACACUCCUCCUGUACCAGUCGUGGUCUGUGAUGGGAGUGGACGGGCAUCCGACAUCCUGGCAUUUGGGCAUAAAUAUUCAGAAGAAGGCGGACUUAUCAAUGAAUCUUUGAGGGACCAGCUCUUGGUGACAAUCCAGAAGACUUUCACGUACACUCGCACCCAAGCUCAGCACCUGUUCAUCAUCCUCAUGAAAUGCAUGAAGAAGAAGGAACUGAUCACAGUAUUUCGAAUGGGAUCAGAAGGCCACCAGGACAUUGACUUAGCUAUACUGACAGCAUUACUCAAAGGUAAGAGUUCCUCUAUCCACAUAAUACAAAAA
Messenger RNA from Cricetulus griseus (Chinese hamster), 1437 nucleotides. Lineage: Eukaryota; Metazoa; Chordata; Mammalia; Rodentia; Cricetidae. The record is from RefSeq and is a predicted model, not a curated record.